AUGAAUCCUACAGAUUGCUCGGUCAUCGUCCUUUAUCAGUCUCCGGCUCAACCCUAUGCAAUUGAUGGGAGUACCAAUAGUGAAUCCACAGAGAACAAUCAAUGGCCGACCUAUAUGGUAUCUCUCCAGGCUGUUUUCGGUCAAGUCAUUUUGCAGUCCAAUCCAGCCGAGGCCCUCGAAAGAGCCAGGGAAUGCAACCAAGUCUCACCCACACUACUACUGAUCGAUCUUGACGCCCUUCUCGGUACAGAAUGCCCCGAAGAAGAAUACGACUAUGAUGACACCGACUCCCUUUACACCCUAUCAUGCUCAUCCUCUUGUUCAACAAAUUCAACAAAUUCUUCUGGAACGAUGGCUGACCCACGCAUGGCCUGGGUAAAAAAGAUUAGCCGCGAAAUGAGUACAGUGCCGAUUGUGGUCUGUUCUACAAACGAUUCACCUUCAUUUAUGCUCGAUUGUAUCCACGCCGGUGCAUCUGAUUAUCUUCUCAAACCACUCCCACUUUAUACAAUCAAGACCCUCUUUCUCAAAUUGCACAGAUGUCGCGCAGAUUCCAAAAUGCAUGAUAGUAGCGUCCAGGGAUCAUCAUUUCCUUCAUCACCAGUCUCAUGUCCCGACCACUUUCUAUCAAACAGCCCACCCAUCACCACAACAUCAUACCCUCCCAAUAGCCUCAACAACCGUUUCAAAGAAAUCUUCAACAGAGAUAUGCAACUUACAAAGGCUAUUAUGGACAUUUAUGUUCCACUGCCACAGCAUGCAAAAUACAUGACCAUUACAAGUCAACACAAAGAUACACUGAAAAAGGCGAUCUUUAGCUGGGACUAUUGUCCUUUCGAUUACGACUCGACUGAUCUUAUUCACUGUGUCUAUCUUAUAUUUGAACAAAUCUUGGUCUCACCAGAACUUUCUUAUCUGGGUAUCGGUCAAGGUCAAUUGUACGACUUUAUCAUCGACCUUUCAAGCGCCUAUCACGACGAAAAUCCUUAUCACAACUUUGCACACGCCGUAGACGUCCUCCAAUGCCUUUUCCAUUUCCUUUGCCAGCUUGGUCUUUUGCCCUACAACACUGUAGACACAGGGCGGUCUUCCUACCAACUUCCUCAGGACAUCUUGCGUCCAUUGGAUGUAUUUGGCUUGUUGCUGGCUGCCAUUGGACACGAUGCUGCCCAUCCUGGUGUGAACAACAUGUUCCUGAUCAAUUCUGCUACCCCUCUUGCUUUACUUUACAAUGAUCAUUCUAUCCUUGAAAGUCUUCACUCAAUGACUCUUUUCCAACUCAUCAAGAAACAUGGCUUUGAUCAAUUUGCCGGUGGCUGUGGGUCAUCUUCUUAUCAAGAGUUCCGCAAGACUGUGAUCACAAGUAUUUUGGCAACCGAUAUGUCUCUGCACAGUGAUUAUGUGACAAAGAUCAAGGAGCAGGCCGAUCGAAUGAAGACUAUAGAUCUCAAUUCUCUCGAUUCAGUCGCCCUCCAGAACGAACGUCUCUUGCUCUGUAGUGGACUGAUCAAAUGUGCUGACAUUAGCAAUGUCACUCGUCCGUUUAUGCGGGCUGAAAAGUGGGCUGAACUUCUUGUAGAAGAGUUUGUCUUACAGGGCGAUCUCGAACGUGAGCUUGGGAUGCCGGUGCUUCCGAUGAAUGAUCGCACAAAAGUUAUUCUUGAAGAUUCACAAAUCGGAUUCAUUUGUUUUGUUGCGCUUGAUUUGUUCAAGAGUGUCCAAAAAGUGCUUCCAGAAAUGUCUUUUGCUGUUAAUCACAUGGAAAGCAAUCUGAAACGAUGGGAACAUCGCAAAAAUUCAAACCAUAAUUGUGCUUCAACUGAUACUCCACUUGUUGUUCCUGCUGCUAGUGCUGCUGCUGGUGCUGCUGCUGGUGCUGCUACUGGUGCUAGUGCUGGCGUUAAAGAGGAAACUGAAUCAUCAUGGGAAGCACCAAUUGAACAGCAAACUACGAUACAUGUCGAGACAGUCACCAAAAAGAGAACAAGUGGGACGAUGGAUUGUAACACACAAGUAGUUGAGAUUCAUAAACGUGUUUCACUCGAUUCUGGCCGAGACACUUUGAGUAACAGUUCGACUCGAUUCAAAAAGAUGCCCAGCAUGCCAGCAAUGGCUAUGGAGAACUAUGUAGAAAGUAAGAUGACGACAGUAGCGGCGAGUAUUGACACAAAGCCCGAACAUCCAAAUGAAGCAAGAGGAGAAUGGGGUACCCACGAUAGCUCAAAUCCUUCUUACUGCCAGUACACUGUAUUAAGCACCAUUUCCACUCCACACUAA
Molecule: messenger RNA, 2277 nt
Organism: Phycomyces blakesleeanus NRRL 1555(-)
Lineage: Eukaryota; Fungi; Mucoromycota; Mucoromycetes; Mucorales; Phycomycetaceae
Exons: 13
Coding region: 1-2277 (758 amino acids)
Biological process (GO): signal transduction
Molecular function (GO): 3',5'-cyclic-nucleotide phosphodiesterase activity
Source: RefSeq, a predicted model, not a curated record